This is a messenger RNA of Megalops cyprinoides (Indo-Pacific tarpon), 2148 nucleotides long. RefSeq names its product AVL9 homolog (S. cerevisiase) (gene avl9). The record is from RefSeq and is a predicted model, not a curated record. NCBI's taxonomy places the organism in Eukaryota, Metazoa, Chordata, Actinopteri, Elopiformes, Megalopidae. The transcript is spliced from 16 exons. Gene Ontology annotation, cellular component: cytoplasm. The coding region runs from base 152 to 2056 and encodes 634 amino acids.
GGCGGAAGCGGAGUCCCGUUGCUUGUGACUGCAAAGCAGGGGCGGCCAUCAAUCCGGGGGAAAAGCUGGAGCCGUGUUUCUGGGUUUCUGAACUGAAUCGAGCCCACAAACUCAGUAACAACACAUAAUAAGCGGUCACUUAACUGGAGCCAUGGAGUCGCAUGGCAAAGACGAACCCAAGGGACCCGUAUUGCAUAUCGUGGUGGUCGGAUUUCAUCACAAGAAGGGCUGUCAGGUGGAGUUCUCGUACCCGCCCCUCCUCCCGGAGGAGAGUCACGACAGCAGCUCCCUACCAGAGGAGUGGAAGUACCUGCCCUUUCUGGCGCUGCCGGAUGGAGCUCACAACUACCAAGAGGACACCGUCUACUUUCACCUCCCACCCCUGCAUGGAGACAUGAAGUGCGUUUAUGGGGUUUCCUGCUACCGGCAGAUAGAGGCCAAGGCGCUGAAGGUUCGUCAGGCUGACGUCACCAGGGAGACGGUGCAGAAAAGCGUUUGCGUGCUCAGCCGAGUGCCCCUGUACGGCCUGCUCCAGGCAAAAUUACAACUCAUCACACAUGCCUACUUCGAAGAAAAAGAUUUUUCCCAGAUAUCUAUUCUGAAGGAGCUGUACGAACACAUGAACGGGUCCCUCAAAGGGACAGCCCUGGAGGGUUCACAAGUUUACCUGGGCCUGUCCCCAAGAGAUUUAAUACUGCACUUUCGCCACAAGGUCCUUAUACUUUUCAAACUCAUCCUGCUCGAGAAGAAGGUUCUGUUUUACGUGUCUCCAGUCCACAGGCUAGUAGGAGCACUCAUGACGGUCUUGUCACUUUUUCCCGGAAUGAUUGAGCACGGCCUGGCCGACUCCUCUCACUACCGGCCCAAGAGCAGCGUGUCCGAGGACAUAGGCCUGCACGUGGGCGUCCCCGGCUCAGAGGAGUUCGUCUCCGUCUCCGUCACUGACGUCGCUGACGCCACCCGGGAGCUGGAGGGCCAGGAGGGGGAAGGCCAGGAGGAGAAGCCCGCCGGAGGCUCCGCCCCACCCCUGACGACGGGGGACAACCACCACCUGAAGCCGCCGUCGCGCACGUCACCAGAGUCGUCGGAGAGCGACUGGGAGACGCUGGACCCCAGUGUGCUGGAUGAGGGGAACCACAGGGACGGCGAGCAGAAGGAGCAGGCAGCGGAGCUCCCUGAGGCCUUCGAACCCGAGCCGGCUCCGCCCAUCACCGUGCAGCCACAGUCCACCAGCGGGCAGACGGUCCUCACCCCGGGGCUGGUGUCCGGCCUGGAGGAGGACCAGUACGGACAGCCCCUGGCCAUCUUCACCAAGGGUUACCUCUGCCUGCCUUACAUGGCUCUGCAACAGCACCACCUGCUGUCCGACGUGACCGUGCGGGGCUUUGUCGCCGGGGCGACCAACAUCCUGUUCCGCCAGCAGAGGCACCUGAGUGAUGCGGUGGUGGAGGUGGAGGAGGCUCGUAUCCAGAUCCAGGACCCGGAGCUGCGGAAGCUGCUGAGCCUGACCACGGCGGAUCUGCGCUUUGCUGACUACCUGGUCAAGCACGUGACGGAGAACCGCGAGGACGUCUUCCUGGACGGGACGGGCUGGGAGGGCGGGGACGAGUGGAUCCGGGCACAGUUCGGGCUCUACCUCCACUCCCUGCUCUCCACCACCUUACAGCAAGAUAACGAGAAGCUGCUGGCUGACUAUGGAGUCCCCUUCAUCUCUGCCUGGAGGAUCACACACAACUACAGGGUGUGGCACAGCAACAAGCACCCAGCCAUGUCAGAGGUCACCCCAGGUCAUCCAUUCCAAGGACAGUACAGCGUUGCUGACGUAAAACUAAGGUUCUCACACUCGGUGCAGAACAGCGAGAGGGGGAAGAAGCUGGGGAACGCGGUCAUGACCACUAGCCGGAGCGUCGUCCAGACGGGGAAGGCAGUAGGCCAGUCAGUGGGCGGAGCUCUGACCAGCGCCAAGUCGGCCAUGUCCUCCUGGUUCUCCACGCUGGCGCAGCCCACCGCUGUGGCCGGCCCGGCGUGCCCCGAGCACCCUGCGGCCAAACCGUGACCGCCACCCCUCCCUGCCCUCCCAGCCAACCACCCGCUCCUCCUCAUUCUCUUCCCCCGGCUGCUGCUGGAGUCUCCCCUGUCAGCUGACCC